AUGCGGCUGGAUCUGGGCCUGCUGCUGGUGCUGCUAACCGGUGGGGCGGCAGUUGUUGGCCGUGGCGUGGGAGGAGCUGGAGACAAUGUCAAGAACGUGGCCAUUAUAGGAGCCGGGGCUGCUGGCUCAUCAGCCGCGUACCACCUCCAAAAGUACGCUCAGGACGAGGGCCUGGCCGUCAACAUCACCAUCUUUGAAAAGACGGACCGCGUCGGGGGCCGCACCCUGACGGUCAAUCUCUAUGACGAUGCCGCCCAUCCGGUGGAGCUGGGCGCGUCCAUCUUCGUCACCAUCAACCACAUCCUCUACAACGCAACAAAGAACUUCAACCUGCCCCUCACCGAAAUGGCCAUGUCGGACGACGGCGACAUCACCGCCAUCUGGGACGGUGAUCGCAUUGUCUACGAAUCCGUCGCUGGCACCUCCUGGUGGAUGGAGGCCGGCAAGCUGUGGUGGCGCUACGGGCUGGCCCCCUACAGGGCCCUGAAGCUCGUCAAGCGUGUCGUCGGCAUCUUUCUGAAUCUCUACGACGAGCCUUAUUUUCCAUUUCGAUCCUUGACGCGGCGCGUCUUUGAGUUGGGCCUGGAAAAGGUCACCUCCGUGACGGGAGAGCAGUUGCUUGCCGAGAACAAGAUUGGCCCCAACUUUGCUCGCGAAAUCAUGCAGCCUGCCACGCGGGUCAACUACGCCUCCAACCUGGCCUACAUCCAUGGCCUGGAAGCGAUGGUUUCAUUUUCCACCGAUGGGGCUGUUUCCGUGCGUGGCGGAAACUGGCAAAUCUUUGAAAACAUGGUGCAGAGCAGUGGAGCUGCGCUUUACCGCAACACGUCCGUCACCUCCAUCUCAUUCGAAAAGGGCGGCAUGAAGCCCGGUGCGCCUCGGAAAUUCCUGAUAUCGACGAGAGACUCGCAGGCAACGUCGGAUAGAUCAGAGAAGUCUCCCAUCGCCUUUGACAAUGUCGUCGUCGCGUCGCCGUGGCAAUUUAGUGGCAUCAAGGCCGACGAGGGUGUCAUGAAGCAAAAGAUUGACACGAUACCCUACACAAAGCUCCACGUUACGCUUUUCACGUCGCCGCACAAACUUCGUCCCGGGUUUUUUAACCUGCCAGCUGGUAGCCGGGCUCCGAGCAACGUGUACACGACGCUCAGCAAGGAGGAAAAGCCCAAGCAGGGUGCCGAGGGCGUCGGCAAGACGGGCUUUUAUUCCAUCAGCACCUUGAUGAAGGUCAGGAACCCCAAGACGCAACAGACCGAGUUUGUCUACAAGAUAUUCUCCGCCGCCGCCGUGACUCCGGAGUUCCUAGCCGACAUCCUGGGCGCCGACGUCCCGAGCACCUUUGUCGCCGCGCCCGAUGAGGCAUCCGGCUCUGCGGCGCAGACCAUCUCGUGGUACUAUCCGCACUGGUUCCAUUCGUAUCCCAUCGAGCUGCCGCGUGUGACGUUCCAAGACCCCAUCGUGGGCAGGGGUCUCUACUACACGUCCGGCAUGGAGAGCUUCAUCUCGACCAUGGAGACGAACGCGCUGAUGGGCAUGAACGUGGCGAGGCUCAUGGCGGAUCAGUUUGCGGGCAUGUCGCGAGGGGGCUGGCUCCGGGCCGACGAAGGGCGGGGACGGGUGCUGAGGGAGGAUUUCUUUGAGAGAGUUGAGAGCGAGAUGGGGAUGAAUAUGAAUAUCGUGGGGCAGGACGAGCUCUGA
Messenger RNA from Hirsutella rhossiliensis, 1695 nucleotides. Its product is annotated as prenylcysteine lyase domain-containing protein. The record is from RefSeq and is a predicted model, not a curated record. The coding region runs from base 1 to 1695 and encodes 564 amino acids. The transcript has 3 exons. Gene Ontology annotation, molecular function: prenylcysteine oxidase activity. Gene Ontology annotation, biological process: prenylated protein catabolic process; prenylcysteine catabolic process. NCBI's taxonomy places the organism in Eukaryota, Fungi, Ascomycota, Sordariomycetes, Hypocreales, Ophiocordycipitaceae.